CACAAUCCGAAUUCUCUACUCUUAAAAAUCUCCGCCUCGCCAGUGAGCGCCAAGCCACCGCCACACUCUCACCGCCGCAUGUAGACACCACCGCCUUCAAUGUCCUCGAACGACCAAACCCUAUCCUCGCUACUAUCCGACCUUCUCUUCUCCUUAGACGGCGCCGUUUUCGGCGCCAUCACCGCCGCCGCUUCCAUCAACUCCUUCCUCUCCUACAAAUCAACCUCCUCCGCCGUCCGCAAGAUCCGCGAAGCUCCCUCCGUCAAAGUCUCCGAUCUCCGCUUUCUAAUCCCCGACGUAUCGCAGCCGUCCGAUGCCGCCAAGCUCGUCGUCCUCCGCGGCUGCGUCCAGGCCAAGCCCGGCGCCGACGCAAUCUUCAAGAGCCUCAAGUCCAGCGCCAUCGUCAACCCUGAGACCAGCGAGAAGACGUUCAUCGACGCCGUCAUCGUCGAGCGAACGCAGCGGCUUAUAUAUGACGAGUGGAUGAGCUUGUUUGGGCUGACGUAUGAUUUGAAAGGGAGAUUGCUCAAGAUGUUUUCUCCAAGUGAAUCAAGCACGAUGAAAUCGGUUCCAUUUGUGCUUGGUGAGACUGGGAGUUCGGAUUUUGUUGUGCCGAAUUUGAGUGGCUCAAGCCAUCCGUUGCCUCUUGUGACUGUCUAUCAGCAAAAGCAGCUGUUUAAUCUCAAUCCCUAUACAUUCCUGCAGAGAGUUCUUUUCCAUGAUCACCCGAUUGGUCUACUAGAUGAAGAGAAGGUACUUCCUGUGGGAGUUGAAGUCAGUGCUGUUGGCAUCUGCAAUUUCCAAAAUGGGGCACCAGAAAUCAAGUCGUGUAGUGAUCUUCCCUGUUUUAUGUCUUUGCUGGAUAAGGAUGAGUUGGUUCUCUAUCUUGAAUCAAAGUCAAACGCUAGAUUCUGGGUUGGGGUCGGUUUUGGUUUGUUGUCAGUUGGAAUCCUCUGCUACGCUGCUGUUAGGAAUUGGCACAAAUUGAAAGAAUGGAGGCAACAAAUGCAACAAAGUCAAGAACAGCAAGAAAGCGAUGCAGCUGAAACCAUUGCUGCUCUUCAAUUUGAAGCAGAAGAUGUGGAAGAUGAGGAAGAUGGGGACGUAUUUGAUGGGCAGUUAUGCGUCAUCUGUCUGACAAGGAGAAGAAGAUCGGCCUUCAUUCCAUGCGGGCAUCUCGUGUGCUGCCAUCUCUGCUGUAUAUCCGUUGAGCGGAGCACGUCACCCAAGUGCCCGGUCUGCAGGCAGGAGAUCCGCACUGCGAUUCGCAUAUAUGACUCUUAGUUGUAGUUUUAUAGUACUAAUAUACACGAGGUUGGAUGUAAAGUGACUGUUGAUAGUAGGCAUGGAGUAGUUUCCCCCCACGAGUUUAAAUCACUUUAGAUAGUUGACAGGGAGUAGUUUCCUCCCAUAAGUUGAAAAGGAUUCUCAUGGAGUAAAGAUGGAUGUAUGUGUAUGGUAAUCCAGCUUUGGCUUCUGAAAGCCU
This is a messenger RNA of Argentina anserina (silverweed cinquefoil), 1486 nucleotides long. RefSeq names its product E3 ubiquitin-protein ligase SPL2. The transcript has 6 exons. Lineage: Eukaryota; Viridiplantae; Streptophyta; Magnoliopsida; Rosales; Rosaceae. Bases 100 to 1284 code for a protein of 394 amino acids. Gene Ontology annotation, biological process: organelle organization; protein ubiquitination. The record is from RefSeq and is a predicted model, not a curated record. Gene Ontology annotation, molecular function: ubiquitin-protein transferase activity.